Messenger RNA from Synchiropus splendidus (mandarinfish), 5374 nucleotides. Its product is annotated as monocarboxylate transporter 12-B-like. Gene Ontology annotation, molecular function: monocarboxylic acid transmembrane transporter activity. Gene Ontology annotation, biological process: monocarboxylic acid transport; transmembrane transport. NCBI's taxonomy places the organism in Eukaryota, Metazoa, Chordata, Actinopteri, Syngnathiformes, Callionymidae. The record is from RefSeq and is a predicted model, not a curated record. The coding region runs from base 537 to 1898 and encodes 453 amino acids. The transcript is spliced from 12 exons.
AGCAACUAUUAGGGACGUGUGUACAUCGGCGUGUCGCAGAAGUGAAGACUUCAGCUUCUCAGAGUGUUUAUCGUAAUAUACUUUCGACAGACUGAGCUGCACUUUUCGACGAGUAGUUUUGCUAAUCACGUUUACAGUUUGGCAAGUUAGCUGUUAGCAUGCAGUGUGUGGGACUGAGGAAAAGGGGUUUGGAGCCGGAAGUGGAGCCCUGGACACCGAAAAGGGCGUGUCUGGAGGCGGGUCUUGAAUCCGACUGUCCAAUGGAAACGUCGCCAAGUUUGAACUGGACUUGCCCGCAGAACGAGCAGAAGGUUCAAGCUCGACUGAGACCCCAGCUUCACUGUCCAAGAUGCUUAAGUGGCGAACCGGGUCACAUCAAUCACAUACUGGGACUGUGACCACAGACGCUUCUGAACGAAGCCUCAACUCCGAGUCCACUCCUGAAAACCGAGCGAACCUCAGACUGGUGCUCAUGAAAAUGCCUGCCCCCCACAUGCAGGGAGGUCCAUCGUGGAUGAUUAUUGAUCGGGCUGGUCAUGGAAUCAGAUGAAGAAUCAGGCAGCUAUGCAGAUGAAUCAUCAACACAUAUCAGUCUUGUCCUCUGCUGCCUAAACUUUCCGACAGUCCACACCCGGAGCCUGGCUACACUUGCGAGGAGGCAGUGGGUGAACUGCGGAUCGCACCGUGAAGAAGGGCGGAGUUGGACCAUUGUCAGCUGCUGCUUCAUGGUGAUGGUGUGUACGCGGGCAGUGACCAGGUGUGUGUCCAUAUUCUUUGUGGAGUUUCAGACUCAUUUCGGCCGGGACUCAUCAGCAACGUCGUGGCUCCACAGUUUAAUGGACUGCAGCACAAUGAUGUUUGCCCCACUUGGCAGCUUCGUGGAGAGGCGCUGGUCUUGUCGCACCUCUGUGAUGCUCGGCGGAGUUCUUUCCUCUUGCGGAUUUCUGCUGGGUUCAUGUACCACCAAGAUAGAACAUUUGUACUUGAGUCUGGGUGUGAUGACAGGCGUAGGUUUUUCUCUCUGCUACUCUCCCUCGAUCUCUCUGGUUGGCGUUUACUUCCCCAACAGGAGGUCUUUAGCGUGGGGCGUGGCCAUGUCUGGGAGUGGGAUUGGCACCUUGGUUCUGGCUCCACUGGUCCAGGUUUUGAUCCAGUGGUUCUCCUGGAGGGGUGCUCUCUUGCUUCUAAGUGCCAUUGUCGCUCACCUGUGUGUAUGUGGGUCACUGAUGUGGCCAAUCACAGCACAGGAGAUGGAGGAAAGGGGGUCGCCAGUAAAGGAUGAGCCACCAGGCGCUCCCUGGCAUUGGAUGAGGGGGCGAAGAUUCAGCUUCCUGCUUCUAUGCGCCUCCUUCCUGCUGUUGGCAAGCGGCUGCAGUCUUCCGUUCAUCUACCUGGUGCCACUUGCAGACAGUGUUGGUGUGUCCUCUCGAGACUCUGCCCUUCUCCUCUCUCUGCUCGGGGUCAUUGGCAUCGCAGGAAACAUCAGCUUCAGCUGGCUGACGGACAGGAAAUGUCUUCAGGAUCACCUGCUGGCCUGUUACACCUUCUCGGUGGUAAUGGAAGGUCUCGCCUGUCUGUUGACUCCGCUCCUCCAAUCCUACUGGCUCCUCGUCAUUUUUGCGACAGUCUACGGAUAUUUUGACGGUGCCUAUGUGGCCCUGAUCCCUGCUGUGACAUCAGAAGUGGUGGAACGUUCCCAACUCUCUCCAGCACUUAGCCUGGUCUACUUCCUGCACUCCUUCCCCUACUUGCUCAGCCCCCCUGCUGCAGGUCGACUGAUAGACAUCACAGGGAGCUACACGCCUGCCUUCCUGCUCGGGGGCUGCAGUCUGCUGGCCAGCGCAACCAUUCUCUGUAUUGCCUCUGCCACAAGACGACGGGAGGCGGGAAAUAGUUGAUUUUUGGCCCAGCCAUGGGCCUUUAGAAACCAUGUUGACUGUGUUAUUCUCUAACAAGAGAACAAUGAGGAAUGUAUCUACUUGCUGGCCGAUCAAAUAUCUAUCCAGCAAGCCAUCAUUUAUAAUGUUUUAAUAGGAGAAAAAAAAGGUUCAGUAAAACCAAUGAAAAUGUGUACACAAACAUCGUGUCACUUCCUUGGACACUUGGAACGGAGCUGACGCUUGACGAUUGCAUGAGCACUUUCUUUCUCCUCUUCUGCUGUGACCUGAUCACAAACACAAACAUGUGAGUCGCUCCCUCAGACACAUAAAAGAGGAAAUAGAACUUGACCUACAAUCACUGGAGAAAUGCUCAGUGGUGUUGAAAUAUCAGCCUUAAACAACUUCCUCCGUCCUCGUCGUUGUUUGGGCGCCGUAUUGGCUAAUCGCCCCAGGAUAGAUUUACCUGCGGAAAGAUGUAGGACAUUAACUGACCUGCACCUUCAGUCCGUGAGUUGCAGUCAAUCUCACCUGAGCUGGUGGUGGCAUCUAUUCCCCUCGCACGAUUUCGCUUGUUCUCACUGGACUCCAGGUCCUGCACAACCAACCAUGUGUUUUACUGACACCCCUUGCUGCCCACCUCAACGUCCACACAUGUCCAGCUCACACCUCAACCUCCACACUGAGGUGUGACAUCAACCACAGCAUAAUUUGAUAACUUGCAACAUGCUCACCUCCACUUCAUAACUCUUCCUCUUCCGUGCAGUGGUUCUCAGAUUUUUCUUUCCAUCACACGCAGACAUGGUAACAGGUGGAAUAUUCUGGUCAUGUCUGACUGGUCUGAGAACAGCCUACACACAAGUCAAAGAGGUGAACAUGGGCUGAUCAGUGGACAGGCCUCAAAGAGACAUACCUGAGUCCAAAGCUUCUCACGUUGGCGCUGUUCUUUCUUCUCUUUGAACUUUAGCAGCUCCUCCUUCAGCUCCUCCACCACUGAGAAUUUACUCUGCAUCUUGAGAGGGCUGGUUUGCUCUUCCCCCAGCUGCUCCUCUAUCUUCUGAGACUCCAGCUCACCAAUCUGCUCCUCUCCAACCUCGGACUUCUCCUGCUUUGGAAGCAGCUCAUCUCUAGUCUGUGGUGCUUUCUCUUUAUCCAUCUCCAGCUGCUCCUCAGUUAUACUUUGCAGAUUCUCCUCACUCUUUUGCUCUUUUUCCACCAUCUUUUGCUGUUCCCCUCUCCUCUUAAUCUCCUCCUCCCGACUCUGCAGUUGUUUCUCCAACAUCUGCAGCUCGCUCUGUCUCACCUGCCUCUGUACCUCCAGCCCCUCCAGCUUCUCCUCCAUCUUUAUGAGCCUCUCCUCUAUCACCCGCCUUUGCUCUUUCACCCGCACAAGCUCUUCCUCUGUCAUCUGCCUCUGUUCUUCCUGCCUUCGUAGCUCAUCUUCUCUCAUCUGUCUCUGCUCCUCUCUUUUCUGUAGUUCGUUGUGCCUCCUUUCCAGCUCCUCCUUCAAACCCCUCAUGUCCUCUGACAGCUGACUGCAGCGGGUCUCACUGUAACGGUGAAAUACGGUAUGGUCAGAGGUUGUCACUAAAUGAUCAGCCACCACAUGUUGAGACCUGAGACUUAGUCGGGCCUCCAGCUGAUCCUUGUCUUGCUGCAGCUGCUGGAUGUGUUGUGACUUCUGGAUUGAGCUCUCCAGUGCUGCCUCACUCUCCAGCUUGAGCUGCUUGAUGGUGGCGUGAAAGACACUUGGCUCCUCCCCUUUCUGAAAAGUGUUAAGAAAAAUAAUGGAUUAGAUGAGCAGCUUACACAUACAGUAUUUUCUAGAUAAUGAGCAGUAGUUUUUUUUCAAAGUUUCACUGAACCGGCAACUAACAGUCAGGUGCAAAUUAUACAUAUUAAAAUACAUUCUUGAAUAUUAUUUCACACUGACCGACAUGAAACAUUGCAUCACGACUGUGAGGCUCCGAGAUAAUCCGUUCUUUAUAUAUAUAUAUAUAUAUUUUUUUUACCUCUAAUUGCGUCUGCAGCUCCUGGUUCUGCGCCAGCAACUCCUGUUGCUCUUGAGAUUGCCGGGUGCAUUGUUCAGUCAGGUUCUGUACUUCCUCUUCCAGACUCUUUACCUGAAGGAGGAAGUCACACUGAGAACCAAAGCAGGAUGAGAAGGACAGGAUGGAAGGUACCCUUGUCUGCAGCUGGAACAUUCCGUUGAUAACAGCUUUAUUCUCCCUCAUCAACCGGGCAGUUUCUCUCCGCUCCCGCUCCAGUGACGACCAUGAGUAGGCGCACUUCCCACAGUCUGUGUCUGGAUCAAUGCGAUAAAAACAACAGCAAAGGGUGAAGUUCUCACGACUGCCCUGAUUUGAUGGCUACACAUUUGAAAUGAAUGAUGAACCAUCUCUUUGACUGACAGAAACAGAUGAAACAACAACUGUGAGGUACACCCACAAACUCACCUGGCUUUUUGGCAGGACGUUGUCCAUCGUCAGUCUCUGUGAGCUUCUGACGUUUCCUGUCCUGCUGGUUUCGGUCAGUUAAGUCCUCAUCCGUCAAGUUCUUAGUCCCCAAAUCACAGUCCCUCUGAUCUUCCGCCCCCAACUUGGCACAGCUACAGGACUUCUCCAGUUCCAGUAGCUUUGCCUUCAACAUCUCCACCUGCCCCUUCUGUCAAAAGCAGCACACACAUUAACUCAGAAAGAGCGACACACAAACUGCAGUUCAUGUGUGAGUGUGUGUACAUCUCGUUCCGCUCUCUCAAGGGUCGUCUUCAUCUCAUCCUCCAGUUUUUUGAUCAGUUCAUUUUUCUGCUCACAGACGACUUCAAGACCAGACAGCUUAUUGCGCUGCAGCUCAAGACUCUGCAACACAUUUAUGUGACAUGAAACGUUCGCCUUGACAAGUGAAAAUGUGAGACAGGCAGGCACAGCUACCUCAUUGGCUUCCAGCAAUUGGUCAUGUGACUGCUUAUUCUCCAAUCGUAACGCCUCUAACUCUGUCGACACAAAGUUCUGUUAGUACAUGGGUGGAAAAGUGUGUAGCUGCAGCAUCUUCCCCUGUGAUGUUUGUGUACCUGCUGCUUGUGUUUGUUGAGUGAGACACAGGUGAACACUUUCUGCAUCUUCUCUGAUCUUCUCAAGAUCUCGGCUCAUUGAGUGGAUGAAUCCCUCCCACAGCUCCGCCUGUUCACCCUGAUGAGCCAGCAUUAGUGCUGAUUCACACCCAAAGGACAACGACUCACCUGUAGCUGGUCGGUUUUAACGGUGUCCAUGCCCAUCUUGGUGACCAGAUUCUUCAGGAUCUCCACUCUUUUCUCUGCCCGCUGCUCAAGGAUCUCACGCUCCUUCUCCAGACGAUCACUGACCACAGAUAAACAUCCAAAUUAGGGAUGGACAAUAAGAUAAAUGUAGUCAUUCUGGCGAUAACGAUAAAACUCACAAUAAGUUAACUUUCUUUCUAUUAUUCCCAACUGUUGAGCUGUGUUCUCGGCAUUACUGGAG